GCCUGGCUUCUGUGAGUUUGUCCAAGCCCCCUAAAAUAGCAGUCGGCGCGUAAAUGUGCACCGAAAUUACUCGUAUCCAAGCGGAGACACCGAUAUAGCGCCUCGAGUCUAUAUCCAGACACUGACUUCGGAGCAGAGGUUGUAUGUGACCCGAGGAGCAGCAGCAGACUAGUCCCACCAUGUGUUAGGAGCUCCACACAGAAGAGCCUUUUGUUCCUCUCAUAUCUCUGAAGGUUCCACACACCGGGAGAGCCAUGGGGCGCAAGAAGAUCCAGAUCACCCGCAUCAUGGACGAACGCAACCGGCAGGUGACGUUCACCAAGAGGAAGUUUGGCCUGAUGAAGAAGGCCUAUGAGCUGAGCGUGCUCUGUGACUGUGAGAUCGCCCUCAUCAUCUUCAACAGCUCCAACAAACUGUUCCAGUACGCCAGCACAGACAUGGACAAAGUCCUGCUCAAGUACACAGAGUACAAUGAGCCCCACGAGAGCCGCACCAACGCAGACAUCGUCGAGAAAUUGCGAAACAAAGGCCAUAAUGAGUGUGCUAGCCCUGAGGCAGAGGACACUUUCGUGGAGGACCACUUCGACUCUGACUUACUGUACAAGCGCUGCGCUGCGCUAAACAAGAAGGAACAAAGAGGGUGCGAUAGCCCGGACCCCGACGCGUCCUAUGUGCUCACUCCACACACCGAAGAAAAGUAUAAAAAAAUAAAUGAGGAGUUUGAUAAUAUGAUGCGAAAUCACAAACUCCCCAGCGGCCUUCCCCAGCAGAACUUCUCCAUGCAUGUGGCGGUCCCCGUGUCCAACCCGGGCUCCAUGUACGCUCCAGGGGCCACUCUGGGGGGGCCCGACAGCAGCAUGCUCAGCCCCGGCACGGCCCAGCUGCACCGGAAUAUGGGCUCCAGCGGAGGCACCCACAGGCACCCAGGCACAGGGAAUGGAUUCGUUAACCCCAGCAGAGGGUCCCCCGGGCUGGGUCAGAAGGGGGUCCACGCCAAGUCACCCCCACCCGCUGCCCAGAGCCUGGCGCUGGGCAGAGGCAAGCCCGAGCUCAGGGUGGUCAUCCCACCGGCGUCCAAAGGGAUCAUGCCCCCUCUGAACUCGCAGAGGCUGAGCAGCUCUGCGCCCUCCCAGUCCCUGGCCACCCCUGUUGUGUCAGUGAGCACCCCGAGCCUGCCCCCUCAGAGCCUGGUGUACUCAGGCAUGCCGUCCUCCUACAACCCCGCUGACUACUCUCUGAGCAGUGCGGACCUUUCCUCCCUUCAGGGCUUCGGCUCCCCGGGGCUGUCGCUGGGGUCGGUGUCGGCAUGGCAACAGCAUCCUCUGGGCCAGGCGGCGCUCAGCUCUCUGGUCGGCGGCGGUCACCUACCUCAGGGCUCUAAUCUGUCCAUCAGCACCAGCCAGGGCAUCAGCAUUAAAUCAGAGCCCAUCUCCCCCCCACGAGAGCGCCUCACCCCCUCCAGCUUCCCCUCUCAUCACCCUCCGCCUCCCCACCCUCCACAGCAGCAGCUCCAGCAGGGCGCCCCCGGCAGGCAGGACGCGGUAGGGCGCUCCCCGGCGGACAGCCUCAGCUCCUCGUGCAGCUCCUACGAUGGCAGCGACCGCGAGAGCCCGUCGGUCAAGAGGCUGCGCAUGGACACGUGGGUGACCUAAACGGGGGCCUGGGGAGCGCUCCAGUCCCCCCACCCUAGAGAAGGCAGGGAGCGGCCAGGCUCAGACCGCCGCUACGCCGAGGGUCCACGGAGCUUAUCUUCAAACUAUUAGACUGAUUGUGAGCGGUAACGGCGACACCGCAAAUAUGGACGUGCACACGCAGCAGGUGCAGGUACUCAGAGAACCCUAGUUACCAUAGUUAUGUUUGGAGGAAUGGUGAGAGUUGUCGCGUGAACGGAUGCUAACAAUCAGAGCAUUUAAGCCAUAGACUGUAUAUAUAAAUGGACAUAGCUAGCCACCACAUUACCAAUCAGAAGUGAGCUUGGGCACGCUCCAGGCUCCAGUGACUCCAGCUUCAAUUCACUUUCUACUGAUAAACCGUUGCCCCUCUCUCUGUAACUGCUGUCGUCAGGCUCGUCAUUUUUGUCUUAAAAUGUUCAUAUUAACCCCGUACAUGAUUUUGUAGUUUAUAUUUAGCUGUUUUGUCCAUAAAUCAACUUGUGCACAUUAAUAACAGACCAAUGGGAUGUCCUCUUUCAUCCCACUAAUGUUAGCAACAGGUUUGAUUGACUAAGCGCUCGCCCGUGCCAAACAAGUGGUGUGGGCAGAAGUGGCAUUACCUUCAACAACCUGGCUCCUGAUUGGCUCUUUGGUUGCUAUAAUACUCGCACCUGGAUUUACAAAUUUGUAAAUCUGCUCCAAAUUCACCCCUAUAACUGCUAGACCAGGGCGACGCCACUCUCCUUUAGUCCACUUCUUUAUACAGUCUAUGGUUUAAGCUUAAGCCACAGGAACCUAUUUACAAUGUACUGCAGGAAAAGCUGUUACUAUACAAUGUUUUUAAUACGUAUAUAAGUGGCCUCUUCUUUGCCAAUCCAUACAUCACCACAUACAGCUAGUUUAAUCAAGGCGAGAUACUACAGGCAAAACUAUUUUUGACCUUGUAACAUUUUUGCUCACACAUGGAUGUAAAGAUCACCCCUUAAACGGGUUGUAAAAGAAUUUUAUCGUCUUAAAAACGUGAAAAACAGAACUAGUUUAUUUUUAACAGUUUGCAUUAUAAUUAUUCACUGUAAUUAGUUUAUAAAUUUUUUCACAACUUUCAACAACAACUAUCAACCCACACAGCAGACUUACUUUGACCUCAAGAGUUCCCUAUACAAUAUAUAUGUACUGGAGCAAGACACGUUUUGUUUAAAAAAAAAUUUUAAGCCAGUUUUCAAUUACUCAAAUACUAAACAAGUUUUCCAAAGUCCACCCUGAAAACAGGAUGGUAUCUAAUAUGUCAACAAAUACAUUUUUUUUUUUGUCACAAUGUGAUUUUUUUUUUUCACAUCUUUACUUGAAAACAUUACAUGAAGAAAUAUUUUGUUCUAACACCAAUGUACACAAAGUUUUAAAUUGAAAUCUCUAAACUUUAAAGGCCCCAUAUUACAGUCUUUUCUGAUUAUGUUAUAACAUAUAUCAUGUUUUGUUUCAUUCACACAUGUUUAACACACAAACCUGCGUAUUUAGGCUGAGUUCUUCUCUCAAUCAGAAAACACCUUGUGACAAAACAGGAAGUGCCCCACGGUGUUUCUAAACUCCAUACACCUGCACUAGAAAAAUUUGGAUUAUUUCAGACCUGAAUUUUCCAACUUCUACCGAACUAAAGGUAAGAGGUAGCUAUUAACUCGAAAACUACUACUUCAUGACAUCACAAGGUGGAACAGAGCAUACAGACAGACUAAUGUGUGAAUGAAACAAAACACAACUCCUCAUCUGUUUUUGAGGCUGUAUAAGAUAACAUAACUUAAAGCUCAUAUGAGUCAGUUUGGCAUACUUUAGGACCUUUUGUUUUUAUUCACCUGCAGUGUCUCGCCUUUAAUCGAUGUAAACAUACUUUUGGUUGUUACAAAACUUUGACUUUCUUGCAAUAAUGAAUGCUUUUAUAAUUUAAAACGUUGAAAAUGUAAUGUGCAAUGACGAGAUGAAGAGGCGUCACGGACACAUCAGUAAUAUAAGCCAAAGCUGUGGUCGUGUGUGUACAGUUGCCGUGGUUACACUCAAAUUCACCUUUUUCUUUUUUAUUACUAUGAUUUGUUUAACGCUGUUGUAAAAAUAUGUAACUAAUACUGAUAUGAAAAGCCAUGGACAUUUGCUGUAUGACUGAAGGUUUGAUGUAAAUAGUGAAUUUUAAAAAAGAUCAGGGUUAGAACAUUGUCGUCACGUGUACCGUCACGUUUUCUUUUUUGAAAUUUUAUGUUUUUUAUGGACGAUUACAUGGGCCCCCUGAAAUUCAUAAUUCUUGCAUUUUUCGCAUUUGAAAUCUGAACAAAAACGCCCACAUGUCUGCCUCCAGUUCAUGUCUCUCCCUCUCUCUUUUUUCUCAUUUCUCUCCAUCUCUCCUCUCUCUUUCCUCUCUCACUUUGUCCUCACUCUCUUCUUUCCAGUCUUUCUCACACGCUCUCUUCUCUCUACCUCCCUCUCUGUCUUUCACUUACUUUCUUAUCUCCUUCUCCCUCCUUCUCUCUCUCUAUCUCCCCCCUCCCUCCCUCCCUUCCUCCCUCCCUCUUUCUUACUCUCUCUUUCUCUCUUUCCAUUCUCUAAUACUGGUGAAGGCUACAGGAAAUAGCUCUCCUCUCCGUGUAGUUCAGGUGAGUAACACAGGACCAACUUUCAGACCAAGGUCCAGCUGAACUGCUCCUAUUCAGAUCUGUGCUUAAAAAAAAAAAAGAAAAAGAAAAAAAGAAGAGGCCUUUUUCAAAACUGAUGUCUUUGCUCAUAUCAUGUAAAUAUUAUCCAUAGGUUUCAUUCACGUUUUGAGAAUUGUUGGAUCGAAUUUUCAGAUGGAGGCAGAGGAUGAUAUUAUUCUAUGGAACAGAAAGAUCUCGAAAAACACAAAUUUUACAAAUGUUACACUCUUUAGUCAUGAAGAGGUUUGAUUGGCCAAAAAAAAACACUAUAGUCUUCAAAUAUGUAGACUUUUUUAUGGUUUAAAAAAAAAAAAAAGUGGGAGUGGGGUUAUUGUGUUUUGGAUUUUUUAUUAUUUUUUUCACCACAUGAUAUCAUUCUUUUUCAGUUUCAGGCCCCUAUUGUUUUCAGCUGACAUGACUUUAUGCUACAAGAUUUAAUAUUAUAAAUAAAUAUAUAAAUAACUUAUUGUGUCCCACCUCAACUAAGAAUAAUUUGCUCACUGAAAAUUGAGAAAAUUUGCUUGCUGAAAAAUUUAGAAAAACUAAAAAUUAUUGUGUUGCACUGAUCCUGCUUUUUCAGUCCCGAUAUCGAUAUCGAUAUUUUGACUUUACUAACCAAUACCAAUGUAGGGAACGUAAAAAUGCAGCACUUAUUUCAUUAAAACACACUUGACUUAUUACACAUAAGAUUCAACUGUGUUAUGUAACUGUUAUUUAUCCUUCAAAUCACCACUGAACAGCUUUGUAUGGAUAAAAGUUCAAACAUUAUGAGAUGUUUAAGAGUAAAUCGACUGAACCGAUAUCAUGGAAGUAUCGGCGCACAUAUUUGACACCAGUAUUGAUAUCAGUGCAUUCCUAAAAACAAUCUCUCCAAUGGAACCAAUGGAAUAAUAUCAAUUCUUACUCUUCAUCUGAAAUUUUGACAAAAAAAUCAUCACAAGUCCAACACAAAUCUUGUACAAAAAUGCUUCUACUUUUGCCCAUUUCCUCGUCCACCAUUUUGUAAACACAACCAUGCUUUCUGCUGUAAAGAAUCUGUACAUCUGAUCCAUAUGAUAAAGAAAAACUCCAGCUUUGUUCACAAACACAUGCCCUGUCUAUCCCUGCUGAUUGCACAUUGUUGUAUAGAUGUCUGCUGUAUAGAGGAGUGGUGAUGCGUUCACUGACCUGGUUCUGGUGUGGGAUUCUGUGGGAUUUCCCUAUACUAGUAAGACCACGGUAGCUCUGAGUUUGUGGUAAUCUAUGCAGUCAUUCUCAAAGCCUGAUGUCAAACGGCCUGCUUCACAAAGGGUGUUAAAGUUGGUUUCACAGCGAGAAGGUUCAAGGUUUGAUUCCCAGACUGUAAACAGACUUAAAGUGGCCAUUUUUUUGCUAUUUUCUGAUCCAUGUUAUAAUGUUGUUUCCUUGUCAAAAACAUGUCUGGAGUUCAUGUUUUGUUGCAUUCACACAUGUUCACACACAAUAUAAACAAACAAAAAAAACACUGUUCCACCUUGCAAUGUUAUGUAGUGAUACAGGAAGUGCUCCAUUGUGUUUUUAGCUCCAUAAACCUUCACGAGACUUUACUAAAAAUAAAAGUGGUAGAUUUGAAAACUAUCACUACAUGACAUCACAAGGUGGAACAGAGCAUUUUGAGCUUUGGAGAUGUAAACAGACCUUAACAGACCUUUAAUGCUUCUGAUUUUUUGUAUACUGCAAUAAAUGUAUACAGAGAGAUGCAUAUUGUGAAAAUAUCAUACAGAAAAAUUUGGAUAUUGUUUCAUCCCUAGAUUUUACCUCAUCAAAAGAUAAGAUUUUUUCUCAACAUAUUUAUUAAAAUUGUCCUAUUAACACAAAUUAUACAAGUUUGCAGUCCUACAGGUUGAUAAUUAUUCUAAAUAUGCACUAUGUAACUUUUCUGGUGGUAGAUCCAUCACCUCCUUAUCUGCAUGGAGAUGUUAUUCUUUUCCAGGAAUGUUUCACAGCAUAGCAUUAAACAUAUCUGUCUUUAUUAUAUGUGUUUUUAUUACUCAAAAAUACCUAAAAAAGAAAAACACAACCAUUCUUUCAAUGAGCAGGGUCGCCUUUCCACAAAUCGAUGGCGUCACCUGUUUGUUUCCAUGGUGAUCGUUAUGUUUAAUGCUAUCAUGGAACAUUCUGGGCAAGGCAAUAACAUCUCCAUGGAGACGAUCUUAUUUCAGGUUCAUUUCCCGGUUUAUAGGUGCCAUUUUGAAAAUUUUUGACCAGCCAAACAAUGCAAUAUUUCAUUUUGAAUGGUUAAUUUCUAUGGCAACUAGUUUUUCAUCAUUCUGAAACACAAACCUAUUACACAGUACAUGGUAUGGGAAUCAAACUUGGGACUUUCUCGUUAUGAGGUGAGACUUACACCCCUACACCACCGGAGUUAACCUAAAACAUCUUCAUGAAGCAGGUCCUGCAUUUAACCUUAGGAGGAAAAACAGUAAAACUAAAACGAGUGACUGUUCUUAUCCUUAAGUGCCACGCCCCAUGACGCUGGAAUCGAACUCGCGACCGCCCAUUUCCAUACACAUACAUUAUAGAGACAGCAGGUCAAAUAUGUGAUAGCAAUAAUGAUGAGUACAACACAGAGCACCUCACAUCGCACGACGAGCACUUAAACAAAUGUAUCAGGGAAAUUAUGCACAGACACAGAGGCCUUAUCCCAAAGACGCCAUUUUGAGGACUUUUCAACACUUAUGUUUAAACUACAGCAUAGAAGCACUCGCCCAGCUCAGAACACCCACACCUCUGUACUCUCAAGAUAGAUACUGUUUAAGUCUAGAAUAUUUCAUUUUUACUAUGUUUUACUGCUAAAUAAAAACAGCAAAAUAAUAUGGCAGUAAGAAAACAGCUCUUGAAGUGUAUGUAUUUUCAGGAUUUUAGUAAUACUUCAUAUUUUACAUUAUAUCUUUAAAGAUGCACUAUGUAACUUUUAUGGUCAGUUGUCUCCAAGGACACGCUAUUGCUUUGUCUGGAAUUUUCCAAUGUUAGUGUUGUCAAAAGUAUCGAAAAUCUGAUCCUGAUCGAUACUAAAACUAGUUUCAAAGAAGAUUUGCGCUAGCCAGGCUGGCACCACUGAGUUCCUCCGCUCAGUUUCAUUUCUCUCCAGCUCUAGACUAUGUCAGAAAUCGGAAUACACUAGACGGUUUGCAUGAAUCCCGGAAGUGCGAGUUCGGGCACCAACCAAUCAGCGAAGAGCCAUACAUUCUGUUUUGGCAACGAUUCCCGAGAUCAAGGAUUUAAAGCUGGAACAAAGAGAAUGUUUCGUGAAUUUUAUCAAGGGGAAAGACGUUAUUGCCCUUCUUCCUACAGGAUUUGGGAAAAGCUUAAUAUACCAGUUAGCAGUGCAUUACAAACGUCACGACCAAAAAGCAGCGAUUGGUUAAAUUAAAAAAGUACCCGCCUACCACCAAGCGAACGAAUCCUAAUGCUGCGAGGUCAGACGGUUUCCACGAAGUGAAACCAGCUGAUGAAUCAAGCUAGAUUUGAGCAGGUAUCGAUACUAAAAAAGUCACAUUCACAGGAUAGAAUUGAACCUUUCCUGAAUAGUUUUAGAAUGAUCUUGAUUACACAGAUAUUAGACUGCAUGGUAAAAUAAAAGAAAGUACUACGAUAUAUUAUAAGCAUCACAUUCUACUGUCAAAAUAAAUACAGUUUUUUAUUAUUAUUGUGGUCUCGGAAUCAAAUAUCGAGUGCAAUCCUUAGUAUCGAAAUCAAAAACAGUAUGGUAUAUAUUCAAAGCUAUACUGCGGAAUAUUCCAGGCAUAGAUAUAACAACGACAUAGAUCAGAUGGUGGCCAACUGUUUGCCAGUGCUUAGUGUCGAUAUGAUCAGAAGAAGUCAUGGUGAAAUGGACUUUAAAAACACAAUGGAGCACUUCCUGGAGGUCAACCUAAUGAACAUAUCAUUUCAAAACAUAAGAUUAAAACUAGUAUGUUAAAGUCAAAGUCAAACAGUCUAGACUUAUACUUCACCUGCUUGUUUCUAUGGACAUGUCAUUGCUUUGCUUGGAAUGUUCCACAGUAUGACAUUAAACAGAUCUAACUUACAUUUAGUCAAUUACAGGUGAUGUUAUAGCUCAAAAAUGCCUAGAAAAACAGGCAUUCUGACUGUGAGCGGGGUCGCCUCUCCACAGAUCUGACCUGUAACUUGGUCUGGUUUGGUCUCCAUGAAGAUAGAAUGCUUUAAUAUCGUCCUGUGAGACAUUCCAGACAAAGCAAUAAUAUGGCCAUGACGAUAACUAUUUGAUUGGCCCUCCACCAGAAAAGUUACACAAUGCACCUUUUGACUUACAAACUCCUAAAAACUACUCAUUGAUAUUUUAGAUAUUUUUGUAUCACUACCUUUUGCAGUGAACCUGGUCAGUGAACGCAACGCAAGACCUUCUCUUUUGUCAAAUCAGUGCACAAAGUAGAAUAUGGGGGGAUGAGGAGGAGGAGAAGGAGAAUGGACUUUGGAGAAAACCUUGGAUCGAACUAUGGACUGGAUCUUUGGACUUUUUUGGAGCAGGUGGAGGGCUCUCUGCUUGGCGUGGUGGUGUUGGUGCUGGUGGUAGCGUGGCUCUUUGCUAACUGUUGUAGCUGUAGCUCCUUUCGCUGAAUACAACAGAGCCUGGUCCUGGUCUAUCCCGGGACCGGGUCGGCGACACAAGCUGGACUUUGUUGCCAAAAAUGAAACUAUUAUUAUUAUUGUUAUGAUUUUUGUCAAAACGAGACGGAAGUUACAUUUGGUUUCUGUUAAAGUGUGUAUGACAGGUUUCGAUGAAUCUCAAAUUUUGACUUGAUUUGGUGGGAUAAUACUUGGUGUAAAUGAUAUUUUUCACCAAUCAAGAAGCAAUUGGUGAAGAAAAGUUGAAAAAUAUGUGGAAAAUUACAUAAAGUCUAGAGCUCCAUAUUAAAGACAUCACGCUUGCGAGAAUUCUAUCUAAAAGAAACCAAAUUUUCUCAGUAUUUUAAACAAUGUUUCAACAAAGCAAAGGAGUUUUCUUACAUUUUUAUUUGUCGUGGUGUGUCCACGGUUCGAAUCCCGCUCUCAACAUUAACGCCCUUGGUUGAACAGUCAGAUCCACAGGUUGGAGGUGCAAUUCCAGCUCCCACAGAUAAAUACUGUCAUUGUGUCAUUGGGCAAGACACUCAAUCCACCUUGCCCCCAGUGUCAGAUGUGUGUGUGAAUGGACUAGUGGUUCCUUGUUGUAAAGAGUGUCUUGAAGGUGGAAAAGCACUAUAUAAAAAUGUGACUAUUUACUAUUGUUGUGGGUGCCAGGUAAGAGUUAUGGAAUUCCCAAGAGUGAUUUCAAAUUUAAAGCUUAAAAAAUUGCUAAAUUGUGAACUUUUUUUUUUUCAUUUUUUAAAAUAAAAUCUUAAAUAUUAUGAUCUUAACUGUGUUUUAAUAAACUGAGUCAUCCAACCUGUCAUAGGCACUUUAAAUAUGUUAUAAUGUUUUGGUUAUAAGGUAAAAAUUCAAGUGGACUUUUUAUGAUGAAGAUACUAUGCUAGAUCUUGUUGUACAGUUUGUAUUCUCACAGUAGUACAGACAUUGGCUUGUACUUGUGUAUUUUAGGUUCUUGUUGUGUAUAAAGUACACAGCUCUUAGACUGUGUCCUGUGACCUUCUAAAAUGUAGAAAUCACAACUUUAUUAAACAACUCUGUGUAUG
This is a messenger RNA of Boleophthalmus pectinirostris (great blue-spotted mudskipper), 9981 nucleotides long. RefSeq names its product myocyte enhancer factor 2aa (gene mef2aa). Gene Ontology annotation, biological process: heart development; cell differentiation; positive regulation of transcription by RNA polymerase II. Bases 255 to 1652 code for a protein of 465 amino acids. Gene Ontology annotation, molecular function: histone deacetylase binding; protein dimerization activity; DNA-binding transcription factor activity, RNA polymerase II-specific. The record is from RefSeq and is a predicted model, not a curated record. Lineage: Eukaryota; Metazoa; Chordata; Actinopteri; Gobiiformes; Gobiidae. The transcript has 10 exons.